Messenger RNA from Neohortaea acidophila, 678 nucleotides. RefSeq names its product ESCRT-II complex subunit-domain-containing protein. Gene Ontology annotation, cellular component: ESCRT II complex. The record is from RefSeq and is a predicted model, not a curated record. Bases 1 to 678 code for a protein of 225 amino acids. Lineage: Eukaryota; Fungi; Ascomycota; Dothideomycetes; Mycosphaerellales; Teratosphaeriaceae. The transcript has a single exon. Gene Ontology annotation, molecular function: protein homodimerization activity; structural molecule activity. Gene Ontology annotation, biological process: protein transport to vacuole involved in ubiquitin-dependent protein catabolic process via the multivesicular body sorting pathway.
AUGACCACAGCACCCCCAGAACCCACCCUCCAACCCCCCACCCCAACAACCCCGCACUUCUCCCCCUCCACCCCACCACCAACCACAUCAACAAGCACCUCCUCCUCCACAACCUUCCCCCUCCCCCCCUGGACCUCCUUUCCACCCUUCUACACCCUGCAACCCAACCUCCAAACGCGCGCCCGCCAAUACGAACUCUGGUCCACGCUCCUGCAAACCUACGCAAGACACCACACCCUCUUCCGACUCUCGCUCUCCUCCCCCCCGCCGAACCUCUUCUCCAACGACCGGCUAAACCGCGCGCUAAAACCAAGCGAUGUGCGCGCGCUACUAGACCACUUGUCGAAAGCUGAAAACGGGGGAGUAGUAGAGUGGAUUCCCCCUUCUGCGCCUUCUUCUUCCUCCUCGGGGGGGAGGGCAGAGCAAAGUCAAGCGGUGUACAUUUGGUGGCGGAGCCCGGGCGAGUGGGCGGAUGCGCUGUAUGGGUGGGUGGAGGAGACGGGGCAGAAGGGGGCGGUGCUGACGCUGUAUGAGUUAAGGGAAGGCGAGGCGGUAAGGGGAAAGGAGUGGAGGGCGAUGGAGGAGGGGAUGUUGAGGCGGGUGUUGGGGGUGUUGGUUAAGAGGGGAAAGGCGCAGGUUUUUGGGCUGGAGAGUGGGGAGGGAGUCAAGUUUUUCUGA